AUGCAGCUGCUCCGUGUUGCCGCCCUCCUCUUCGUGGCAGUGUAUACGUAUGAUGCCAUCUCUACGUAUCGGAAGUAUGCCGUGGAAUAUCUCCGUGCUGUUUCAACGCUGGAGGAGAACGUGAAAGAGCUGGAGGAAGAUGUGAGAGAGGUUCAGGCACUCCACCACUUGGGGCUUAAUAAGAAUAAUCGUACGCAUACAAAUGCAACGACCACAUUGGAGGAGGAGAUGGAACCACACACCAAGCUACUAGUAGUGCAGUCUUCCAACAGCAGUACUACAAAGAAGGAAAAGCCUUAUCUGGUCUUGCACGUGGGCCCUCCCAAGCACGCGACGACCUACCUGCAAUGUGUGUUGAGUGGCACCAAGGCCCGUGAACUGAUGCUGCAAGAAGAUCGCUAUGAGUACAUGGGAACGGCGCAGUGCGAAGGUGCUCACGACGAGUCAGGACUCUUGUCGCACACACCCACCUUCUCGGAAUCCAUCAUUGAAGGAGGAGUGAACCACAACAAGCACAAGCCAAAGUUGACCAAACAGUUUCUGCAAAAACUGGAAUACUUGGAAGAACACAACAUCAAUGGACUCAUCGUGUUUGAAAUGCUUGGAGGCAAUCUACUCAUGGCAUCGUCCAAGUAUCCACAAGCCUUUCCACUCAUUCUAAACACGGUCAUGGCACGAUUCCGAGUCAAGAUUGUCAUCAACUACAAAUACCUCUUUGAUUACAUUACGUCCAUGUACAAUCAACACAUCAAGCCAACGGGAAAAUACAAUGCGGAAAACAAAAACUGGCCGGGACAAGCAGGACCGGACGGAAAAAAGGGAGACUACAUCAGACCCUUUGACACGGAAUCACAGGAAGCACUCUACUAUCUCAAAAUGAUCAAACGCAAUCGACAAUCCAAAACCGCCAUUGUCCGACAGAAAUACAUUCAUGCUGGAGUGGAUCCUCGCGACAUUUCCAUCUUGGACAUGACUGUCUCACAUCAAACCGUACUCACGGCAUUGCUCUGCGAUCAUUUGCCCGGAGCUUCUGGGGCGUGCGCACACGCCCGGGCGGGAACCUUUCCCAUUCCUCCCAAGGACAAAAUGUCGGCCAAUCCGAGUUUUCCAAUCAACUACGAUAUUCUCGCCACGGCCGCGUGGAAAGACGGGUUGGUCAACACCACCAACUUGUCGCGUGGCACGGUCAUUCAAGCCAUUAAAGCGCGACAAGAGAAGCAACUCAACCGGACGCUACACGACUUUCCCAAGACAUGUAUGGACACGAAGAAAAUACAAAAGCUCUUGACACUCUCCAUUGAAGUCGAUCGGAAUCUGUUUGGAACCAGCCAGACUCGGGAAGAAGCUCUGACCCAGAAAUUCUGGGAUGGCAAGCCGACCAAGUUGUGCUCGGUCGAUACCAACGUAGUUCUGGCGGAUCCAGAGUGGAGAGAUUGGUUCGCAAAUACCACCACCAUGACAAUGUAA
Seminavis robusta is the source of this 1467-nucleotide messenger RNA. Lineage: Eukaryota; Bacillariophyta; Bacillariophyceae; Naviculales; Naviculaceae. The record is from the annotation of a GenBank genome assembly.